Messenger RNA from Hemiscyllium ocellatum (epaulette shark), 653 nucleotides. RefSeq names its product ENY2 transcription and export complex 2 subunit (gene eny2). Bases 125 to 415 code for a protein of 96 amino acids. The record is from RefSeq and is a predicted model, not a curated record. Gene Ontology annotation, biological process: positive regulation of DNA-templated transcription; poly(A)+ mRNA export from nucleus; regulation of transcription by RNA polymerase II. Gene Ontology annotation, cellular component: nuclear pore; DUBm complex; SAGA complex. Lineage: Eukaryota; Metazoa; Chordata; Chondrichthyes; Orectolobiformes; Hemiscylliidae. Gene Ontology annotation, molecular function: chromatin binding; transcription coactivator activity. The transcript is spliced from 5 exons.
GGGGAGCGCUGUUACCGCGGGCAUUUCCUUGGAGCCGCGCCGGGCCUGGGUUUGUUGUAUGUAAGAUAGAGACAGGGGAGAUCGUGAGCAGAGAGGAGGAUCAAAGAGUUGCUCACUUUCUGAAAUGAAUAAAGACGCACAACUCAGAGCAACCAUAAACCAGAAGUUGAUAGAAACAGGAGAGCGAGAACGUCUGAAGGAAUUGCUCCGAGCUAAGCUGACUGAAUGUGGAUGGAAAGAUCAGUUGAAAGCGCACUGUAAAGAUGUGAUCAGGGAAAAAGGCUUGGAACAUGUUACAGUUGAUGAUUUGGUGGCAGAAAUUACUCCAAAAGGAAGAGCCCUAGUGCCAGAUAGUGUAAAGAAGGAACUUUUGCAGAGGAUAAGGACCUUCCUUUCUCAACAUGCCAGUCUUUAAGUAUGUGAUGAGCAAAUUACAAUGCCAUUUCUUUGCAGUUUAAUUGAUCAUCAGAUCAGCUCCAAUGCCUAGAUGAAACUGGACAUGGCUUUUUUUUUUGACAAGUUUUUGUGACUUUUUUUUAUACAUUUGUCUUAAAUUUUUAAGUUCACGAAUGUAAUUCACAAGCAGCUUUUCUACCCACUUCUGUAUUUUCCUUGAUAUGUUAAGGUGUUUAAAUAAAAUUAUUUUGAAAUGA